CGGCUUUGUGGUGGCGCGCGAGGAGCUCGAGACUCGUACUGGUUGCUGCUUAUUUUUGCCCGUUCCCCUCGCCCCUGCGGAGCCGCGGUUCACUGUAUUCCCUACUUUGUCCAUCUGUGUUGGACUAGAGGUUUUCGCAACAAAUGUGACAACUUGAGAAAGAUUGGCUCAUAGACAACUCAUAUAGAGUUGUGAGCAGAUUCACAGUGGAAGCAAGAUUGAUUUACAUACUUUGAAGAUGACCCCAAAGCAUGAAAAACAGGAAUUUGUAACAGUAUUGGUACGAGAUCCCAGGUUACAGAAGGAAGAUUUUUGGCAUUCCUAUAUAGAUUAUGAAAUCUUCAUUCAUACAAAUAGUAUGUGUUUUACAAGAAAAACAUCUUGUGUGCGACGCCGUUUUCGAGAAUUUGUGUGGCUCAGACAGAAACUUCAAAGCAAUGCUGUAUUAAUACAAUUACCAGACCUUCCACCUAAAACUCCAUUUUUUAAUUCAAAUAAUUCUCAACAUGUGGACCAGCGUCGUCAAGGUUUGCAAGAAUUUCUCCAAAAGGUACUCCAGAAUCCAAUUUUGCUUUCAGACAGUAGACUUCAUUUAUUUGUACAAACACAGCUGAAUCCUGAUGAUAUUGAGGCCUGUGUAUCUGGAAAUACGAAAUAUUCUGUGGCUGAAGCAAUCCAUGACUUUGCUUGUUUGAAACGACGAUUUCCUGUAGAACAUGAAGAGAAGAAAAAAGAAAAUUAUGCCGAUUCAGAUUCUGAGAGUUCAUCCUCUGGGCUUGAACACAGUGGCGAUGAUAGCAAUUCACACAGACAUAAAGCAAGCAGAGCUCCCGAAGAACCCUGAAAUAUUAUUUGCACUCUGCCGUUCCUGGAAUGACAGGCCUAACUUGAAAGUUGCAUGUGACCUUUCCAACUACUUCUCAAAGCACGUGCUUUCUGUUUUCAAACCAGUUUUGAAAAAUAUACAGUAUAUGAAGUAGAGAUCAUGUGGGCUGGGAAUUAUAGAGAUAAUAGUCCAAGUAUUUUGCAGAUCAAGCAGGAGAAACCUGAUUUAUGUUGUUGAACAGUUAUGAAUUACAUCUGUAGAGACACCUUCAGUAUCUUAGAUUUCCUGAUGUAAUCCUUUGGGGGUCAUUAUAAGGGAGAGCAGAGAAAACCUCUGAAUGAUUUUGAAAUACGUUGGAAUAUCUGACUUCAAAAUGUACAAAUUCUAAUUUCAUUUGACAUUUUAAAUGGGCACAUAAUUCUAUCAUAUUGUACAAACCUAACAGUUCUAAAUCAUUGCUAAAUGUAAUUUUAAAAAACCUCAGUUUAUAAUGAAACGCAUUGCCAGGUAAGUAUGCGUAUGUGCUCAGCAAUACAGAAAUAAAUGACCAAAUCAGUUUUAAAUAAACAUUCUAAAGUAUCAAUUUCAUCUCAAUAAAUACUUGAACCUUGUGUGAUCAAAAUUACAGCGUAUCAAGUGCUUCAGUCAGUAUGCUUACUUGAAGUGAGUAGGUUUAAGCUUGCCUAACAAUUGUCACAAGUCAUGUAAAUAUAUAGUUCAGACUCAUAAUCCCAUUGGAAUCAAAGUACAUCAUAUUGAGGGUACCAGGUUAAGGGAACCUAGUAUGCCUUGCUUUUUGAAACUAUGUCGUAUAUCAAACCUUCUUUGCAUUAUAAAAGAAUUAUGCUAUAUUUUCAAAUUUUCUAGAUGUAACACUGAAAGAACUAGAUUUUAGCCAGAGGAGCAGGAAAUAACAAAAGAUAAUUUAAUUUUUUUAGGGAUAUGUAUGUUAAAAUAUCUAGCUGGACAACUUCGUAAACUCAAUUUAUUUUUGAAAUCCUCAAAAAUCCUAAAAUUAACUGAUUACCCAAUCCAAAAAUGUAUUUAUUAUGGAACUAAUUUUCAUAUUCUAUUCAUAUUAAGUAAUACUUUUUGAAGGUCAUGGAAUAUAUUUUCGAAGGGGGGAAAGUAGUAGUAAAUAUUUAGAGCCAACAAUCCUUUUGCUAUUGUGGUUGAACAUAAAAUAAUCUUGCAGAUCAUUAUUAUUAUUAUUAUUGAAUUGUAUACAACUGUUUAGGCCUAAUUACAAAAGAAUACCUGCUUGAAAAUGUAAGUAAAAUUACCAGUGCAGUGUUUGCUACUGUUACAGUAAAAUGAACAAAAGGCAUCCACUGAGGAAAGGAAAAAAAGACAGAAUAAAAUGGAAUAAGAUAUUGUCGCUUACUAAAAU
Thamnophis elegans (Western terrestrial garter snake) is the source of this 2216-nucleotide messenger RNA. It is a transcript of the gene SNX10, whose product is annotated as sorting nexin 10. The transcript is spliced from 8 exons. The record is from RefSeq and is a predicted model, not a curated record. Gene Ontology annotation, molecular function: phosphatidylinositol binding. Bases 239 to 844 code for a protein of 201 amino acids. Lineage: Eukaryota; Metazoa; Chordata; Lepidosauria; Squamata; Natricidae. Gene Ontology annotation, biological process: intracellular protein transport.